This is a messenger RNA of Sorex fumeus (smoky shrew), 2297 nucleotides long. It is a transcript of the gene ARRDC4, whose product is annotated as arrestin domain containing 4. NCBI's taxonomy places the organism in Eukaryota, Metazoa, Chordata, Mammalia, Eulipotyphla, Soricidae. The transcript has 8 exons. The coding region runs from base 138 to 1358 and encodes 406 amino acids. Gene Ontology annotation, molecular function: ubiquitin-like ligase-substrate adaptor activity. The record is from RefSeq and is a predicted model, not a curated record. Gene Ontology annotation, cellular component: cytoplasm; plasma membrane. Gene Ontology annotation, biological process: protein transport.
CUCCACGGGGGCACCGCACAGUGGCCGCGGUGGCCCUCGGCGUGCGGCGGGCGCCCGUGACAGCGGCGCCGCGAGGCCCGUGACCCCGGCUCGGGACCGCUGCCGUCCUGGGCGGCGCGGCCGCGUGGCCCGGCGGGAUGGGGGGCGAGGUGGGGGCCCCGGCGGGCGCGCCGGGGCGCGUGCAGCGCCUGGGGCUGGUGUUCGAGGACGAGCGCCGGGGCUGCUACGCGAGCGGCGACACGGUGGCCGGCCACGUGCUGCUCGAGGCGGCCGAGCCGCUGGCCGUGCGUGCGCUGCGCCUGGAGGCCCAGGGCCGUGCCACGGCCGCCUGGGGCCCGAGCGCGGGCAGCGCUGCCGGCCCCGCGCCCGCCUCGGAGGUGGAGUACCUGAACGUGCGCUUGAGCCUGCAGGAGCCCCCGGACGGCCAUGGCACCCUCUUACUGCAGCCCGGCAAGCACGAAUUUCCGUUUAGUUUCCAACUGCCAUCUGAGCCGCUGGUCACAUCCUUCACAGGGAAGUACGGGGCCAUCCAGUACUGUGUGCGGGCCGUCCUGGAGCGCCCCGCGGCGCCUGCGCAGAGCGUCCGGCGGGAGCUGCAGAUCAUCAGCCACGUGGACGUCAACACCCCGGCACUGCUCAGCCCUGUGUUGAAAACGCAAGAGAAGAUGGUGGGCUGCUGGUUCUUCACCUCCGGUCCGGUCUCACUGAGUGCCAAAAUCGAAAGGAAGGGCUACUGUAAUGGGGAAGCGAUCCCCAUCUACGCGGAAAUAGAGAACUGCUCAUCCCGCCUCAUCGUCCCCAAAGCUGCUAUUUUCCAAACCCAGACGUACCUGGCCAGCGGCCGGACCAAGACCGUCCGGCACAUGGUGGCCAACGUGCGUGGGAACCACAUUGCCUCCGGGAGCACCGACACAUGGAACGGGAAGACCCUCAAGAUCCCGCCUGUGCCCCCAUCCAUCCUGGACUGCUGCAUCAUCAGAGUCGACUACUCCUUGGCUGUUUACAUCCACAUCCCUGGUGCUAAAAAGCUGAUGCUUGAGCUGCCCCUCGUCAUCGGCACCAUUCCCUACAACGGCCUGGACAGUAGGAACUCCAACAUGGCCAGCCACUUCCUCAUGGACAUGAGCUGGUUGGCCCUGGCUCUGCCUGAGCAACCCGAAGCGCCCCCCAACUAUGCCGACGUGGUCUCAGAGGAGGAGUUCUCCAGACACCCGCCAGCCGGGCCCGAGGAGGAUGCCUGCUGCCCCAUGCUGGCCUGCAUCCAAGAGUUCCGCUUCCAGCCACCCCCUCUCUACUCGGAGGUCGACCCCCAUCCUGCUGGCAUAGAAGACUCACAGCCAGGCCCCUCCGUGUUCUGAACAGACCCCCGUGGAGCACGGGGCCCUCCCCUGCCUUUGGGGGGAAGAGGGAAGGAAGAUAAACGUGAGACUGAGGAGCACCGAGCCUGGGAAGGGGUGCGCAGAGACACUGUCGCGCUCCGGGCUGUGGCCCCAGGGAAUUGGGCACAGGGUGGAGGACGCCCCACUGGGGAUAGACACCCCCAUGGGAAAAGCAAGGAAGGAGGCGGCAGGACCAUCGUGCCGGGCAGCCUCAAGAAGGCCCGGAAUUUUCAUGCCAUGUGGCCCCCUUGGGAGGCUGGACAUGGGAGUGAUGGGGACUCUCUGAGUAAAAGACACCCCAGUCAACACCGGUUAGUUACCCCUGGCAUCAAGCUUUCCUGAUCUCAGCCCACAACCAGGUUCUGGAAGGUUCUAGAAAGGAAGUUCCCCACCCUCAAGGGAUGUGCUACCCCCAGCUGUACAGUAUUAGGGAGGCUGGUGGACCCAAGGGACAGUUCAGUGUGGGACAGCCUGUCACAUCCCACUCUGUUCCCCACUGAGGCCGGGUCCCUCACCAUCUCUCCAAGGAGCACAGCUGCCAACUAGGGUGUUCCUCAUCUUUAGGACUCAGGUAUGGACGGCGCCAGGGCCAGACUCCUCAGGCUACCUGUGUGGUACGUGCUAGGUCAGGCCCGAGCCACCUUGUGGAAGCAAAAUGGGCGCCCCACCUCCCCACCCUAAGUCAGACUUGGUCAGGGAGCUGCCAUCCGGUCCUGGGAGUGGGCCAAGGGAUGAACAUGCCAGAAAGUAUUCUAGACAAACGCAGCAUCCCUGGAGGGUGGACGUAGCCUUUCGCACAAGCCUGGGAGAUGCAAGCUGACACCCCCCCCAACCCCCACUCUGUUGAACUGUGACUCUGUUUAUGAUUUUGGUGCAAUAUUUAAUUAUCAUUUAACCUCAGGAUCUUUAAAAAAAUAA